GUGCAUCAUUUAGUAACGAAGCUUAAACCGAACCGCAUCGAGCUCUGAAGCGCGCGCGCUCCUCUUCCCCGCGGAACCAUCGAGAACCAACAUCGACAAGAACAACAACCACAGCGAGAAUGUUUCAAAAAAGGAUUAUCGAACUUAUUGUGGUACUGCUGUACUGGAUGGUGAUCACGCCGGCGGUCUACAAGAUAUGCAAGGACAAGAACAUAAUCCAGGUGGAUAUGAACCACCUGCUGGACACAGUGGCCGAGCACUGCACCUUCGGCCUCUGCCUGAUGGUGGCUUACGUGAUCCUCUACCGGAUAGUGAUCUUCAUCUAUAUGAAGCUCAAGGUCUGCGACAUCCAGAUGUGGCACAACCUGAAGAAGACCCAAGAAGACCCCGAGGCUAACCUGAGCAAGAAGUCCCACUACCAGGCUGUGUCCACGGAAAACAUUGACACUGUGGACAGUGGGAAGAAAAGGCCCAUGACCCCCAAGAUGAUUAGGACCAUCAGCAACCCCUUGCUUAUCGAAAGCGAUUUGGCCCGCAUCCACGUCAAGCAUGAGACACGGCCCCUACAGAGUGCCACCCUCCCGAGGCUGCAGCGCGCCCAGGUCCACGCCAGUCCGAGUCCUAGCCUGAGAUGUGCCCCGCCAGUGCCAAUGCAACCGCCGAACGUCUACAACCAAGGUGUGAUCAUGUCGCCCAAGGUCCUGAUGCCAAGACAUCCAGACAUGGUGUAGAGACAGACUCAUAUUCCAUUGAGAAGGAUGACAAGGUCCAUUCCAAGUAUUAGCUACAGCCCAAAGAUCGAAAAGACAAUCGAAAUACCACGAAAUUAGUCAAUCAUAACAGCACAAGGCUCUUCUUGCAGCAGAAAGAGUUCGAUAGUGUUCAUUCGAGUGAACUUUAGUUAGCGAAAUAUAUUACAUAUUUAUUAAUAGUCUUAGACUCCUUUUUGUAAUGUGAGUAAUUAUUAAUUGCAUAUGUGUCAUAUGCCUUUCUUUAUAAUAAAGCAAGAAUAUUUU
Messenger RNA from Drosophila obscura, 1016 nucleotides. RefSeq lists its product as uncharacterized. The coding region runs from base 120 to 731 and encodes 203 amino acids. The record is from RefSeq and is a predicted model, not a curated record. The transcript has a single exon. Lineage: Eukaryota; Metazoa; Arthropoda; Insecta; Diptera; Drosophilidae.